This is a messenger RNA of Arabidopsis thaliana (thale cress), 984 nucleotides long. RefSeq lists its product as uncharacterized. The transcript has 8 exons. The record is from RefSeq and is marked reviewed. Gene Ontology annotation, cellular component: membrane. Lineage: Eukaryota; Viridiplantae; Streptophyta; Magnoliopsida; Brassicales; Brassicaceae. The coding region runs from base 87 to 911 and encodes 274 amino acids.
UUCAGAGAGAGAGAGAGAUAGCAAUUUUCUUCUGUAGUGUUACUUUCUGAGAGAGUCUGGAGAGAUCGGUGUUGAGAUUUGGGUAAAUGGAAACGAGGGAGAGAGAUCUAGAACGAUUGAUCCCGAUGCAUAAAUCCGGAGCUUCUCCUCGCGACGUCGUUUUGUCUGUUCCGCCGUCUCCUCUCGCUUCUCCGAUCCACGUCGCCGGCAAAGAGGCGAUUUACAAAGUCAUUAGAAGCUGGGCCUCCAAAAAGUUCAUGACCGGAUGUGUCAUUCUGCUACCAAUCGCUGUCACAUUCUACUUCACGUGGUGGUUUAUACAUUUCGUUGAUGGAUUCUUCUCCCCGAUCUAUACUCAUCUCGGAAUCAAUAUGUUCGGUCUUGGCUUUGUAACAUCCAUCACAUUCAUAUUUAUGGUUGGUGUGUUCAUGUCUUCAUGGCUUGGAGCUUCAGUUCUCAGUAUCGGAGAAUGGUUUAUCAAGAAGAUGCCUCUCGUAAGCUACAUCUACUCAGCUUCUAAACAAAUUAGUGGAGCAAUCUCACCAGAUCAAAGCUCAGGUGCAUUCAAGGAGGUAGCAAUUAUCAGACAUCCUCAUAUGGGAGAAUACGCUUUUGGUUUCAUUACAUCGACUGUGAUUCUUCGAGGCCGUGCUGGUGGAGAAGAACUAUGUUGUGUCUAUGUUCCCACCAACCAUCUUUACCUUGGAGACAUUUUCCUCAUUAGCUCAAAGGACAUCAUAAGACCUAAUCUCUCAGUCCGGGAAGGCAUAGAAAUCGUCAUCUCGGGUGGUAUGUCGAUUCCACAUAUGCUAACAACUCUGGACUCAGAGACUAUUCACAGAAUGUUGGAAAGUUUUGGAAUUUUAGAGUUUGGAGAUGUUUGUCUAAGUCUAGUUUUAGCUUGGACAUAGACAAAAUACAUAAAAGAUGUUCUCUUUUUUUUUUUUUUUUUUUUUUGUGUUUUAAAAAAAGAAGCAGUCAGCU